This is a messenger RNA of Agrilus planipennis (emerald ash borer), 5678 nucleotides long. RefSeq lists its product as uncharacterized. NCBI's taxonomy places the organism in Eukaryota, Metazoa, Arthropoda, Insecta, Coleoptera, Buprestidae. Bases 200 to 5176 code for a protein of 1658 amino acids. The record is from RefSeq and is a predicted model, not a curated record. The transcript is spliced from 2 exons.
CCAUAUUACUAACCUUUAGGCGGGGAGACGUAAAUUGAUUGAAAACAUCUAAGAAUUUGACCAAACGUCAGUUUAGUGCAUAAUAAUAAAUUGUUCACUUCAACGUUGUAAGCAAGUUUGUUUGAAAAUAAGGUGAAUAUUGUCGAUUCUCAGUAUUCAGAAUUCAUGCCGGACUGAUCAGGAAAGUAGUUUUUUCGGUAUGGAAGAUGAUUUCAAAGAAAAAACGACUGAAAGUAACGAUGGGUUAGUAAGUAAUGGAGAAAAGCCAAUACGAGAUGAGCCAGAAAAAGUGACCAGUGAAGAUAUCAAGAAAAGUGAAGAUACAGAAGCAGUGCAGUUAAACGGUGAUGCUUAUUCAGAUAAGGAAUCUGAAGAUACUGAUAGCUCAGACCAUAAUUUGGUAAUAGAUGAAAAUCCUCAAAAGCCACCAAAAAAGAGGAAGAGGUUAGGUUCGAAAUCAAAAAGUGGAGAAGUGGGUUCAAAGAGUAGUGGAUUUAAAGGUUUUAAAAAACUUAAAUCCCAUGAAGAAUUAGAGCCCUUAACAAAUCCAUAUUUUAAUGAAUCAAUAGUAGAACUAUCUGAGCUUCAUCAGAAAAUUAACUUAUUAUACAAUAGAAAAUUAAGCAACAGUUCAAGUGAAGGGACUAAUUCCUCUAAUUCCAAAGAUAUUGAAGUAAUAGAAGGUGAGGCAAACAACUUUGUUGUGAAUCCUUGUAAAAAAGAUCAAAAUAAGAAGAACAAAAGGACUAGCAGCCCUAAACUCCGUGAAUAUGCUCAGUAUUUAGGACUCCAACCAACAGUGCAGUUUAAAUGUCCCAAAUGUUCUCAGAGUGGUUUUCCUUCACUAGCUGUGCUAAAUGAACAUCGUUUAACUUGUAAUGAGCAGCUACCCCAAACACCAUCCAACAGUUUGAAUAAUCCCACUACUCCUUCUACAAAUUUUCGUGUAACCAGAAAGGUGUAUUUGUGUUCAGCAUGUGGAACUUACUAUGAAAAUUGGAAUCUGUUUUUGCAUAUGCGUGAAGUACACAAGCGCUUCAUCUGUUUAUAUUGCUUAGGCAUGUUCUCACACUCCGAAAAGCUUUCAUUACAUUUAGUUUCUAAACAUAAUUGUGUGCCAAACAAAUUUACAUGUAUUGAAGAUUUUUUUCAACUGCAUAAAGAACCUUGUUUUUUAGUGUGUUGUGAUUGUGAAAAGGCAUUUAGUGAGCAGGACAACUUUAUAAAUCAUACAUGUGAACCAAUUGCUCAUACAACUACAGAGUUCAAAAGUAAAUACAGUAGUGUGAGAAACAAUGCCAACCAGAAAGUGGUAAAUAAAGGAUCAAAAAGUGCAAAAAGUAAAACUUUUGUUGGACAUGUGACUGCAGAUAGUCAUAUUGAUAAUUCAAAUAGUGAUGAUGAAGGUAAAAGCAAAGAAAACAAUUGCUUAGAUACAGAACUAAAUGAAAAUGUAAGUGAUAAAAAUCUCAGUGAUGGAGCAAUUCAUGAAAAAAAUGAAGUAGAAAAAUUGAAUGAUCAGCCAAAUCAAGAUAAAAUUCCUACAGAAACUACUAAAAGUGCAGGACAACCAUUUGUUAGCAAUCUGCUUAAUCAAAGUGUCAGUGAAAAUUCACAAGUUAUUGACAGCUAUCAAAAUCAAGAAGAUAGCGGGAAGCCAAAUUUCAAUCCAGGUGAUGAUUCUGAAAAAGCACUUACAAAUUCAAAUGAAAUUAACAGAGUUGGAUCACCUAUUUCCAAUCACUCAAUAGAAAAAGAGAUCGAAGAAGGAGGGAGUGAAGUUGAAAAUUCAUUAGAACAGAGAAAAUCAGCUGAAAUGUUAAGUGAUUUGCAACAGGAUCUGGAGGACUCACUAAAAUCGUUUUCUGAAGAUUCUCAAUUCGAAGACACACGUAGAGUUCCUAAAGUUACUUUAAAGCUACCAAAGACUGUUUCUUCAUAUACAAAUUCUGAACCAGAAGAGAGUGAUGAUAGUGAAAAAUUAACUCUGGAAGUUGAGCUCCCUGAAGAAAAUAAAAGUAGUAAUAAUGACAAUGAAAAGAAGCAAUCAAAUAUAAAUGAUGUUUCCAUACCAGUGGCAGGUCCAGAUGUCCCAGUUAUUGAAUUAGAAUUAGAACAACCAUUGGACAAAUUUGAUCUGAAAGAAUUGUUGCAAAAAUGUCUAAGUACAACUGCUUCAACAUGUGUUUAUUGUAAUCAUGCAAGAAAGAUUGCAGUAAAUGGCAAGCAACUUGGUUUACAUGCUAUAGCUGAACAUCGCUUUUCUGCAGUUGUUAACAGUAUAACUGCUGAAGAGUUAAUUCCAGAAAGUUUUGUUUCUAGAAUAAAAGAAGACCUAUCUGAAAUAGAAAAUUCAUACUUUAAUUUAGAAGCCAGUACAUGUGAUGAAGCAGUUACAUUUUCUCAUAUAUUUGAAUGUUUUCAGUGCAGAUUUUCAACAGCAGUCCACAAAGAACUAUAUUUACAUAAUCGGAAAAUGCAUGCUAAAACGAUUUUACUUUGCAUAAUGUGCAAAUCAAAUUUUUACAGUUAUAGCGAACUUAUUUGCCACCUUUGCCCAGGAAUAUAUGCCUUGGAUAGCGACGUCAGUUUUCGUUGCUGCAUGUGUGUAAGUGAUGAAUUGCCCUCAGCUUUUCGACUUAUGGUGCAUUUGCGCAAGCGACAUCACGCUUGCGAUGUUUGUUUAGACUUGUGCCACAAUCAAUCAAAGUUGUCCAAUCAUGUGUGGAAGCACAAACUGCACCAUCUUUGCUACCGCUGUGGAAUAGCGUAUAGGAACAAACCCGAUAUUACAAAACAUUUAUUUUGGAAGCAUGGUACAGAAAGUGUUCUCUGUAAGAAGUGUUUACAAAAGAAAUGGCCCCAUGUUUAUCACUUUUGUAUUCCUCCAAGUACAUUUACUUGUGAAGAAUGUAACUUGAAUUUCACUAGAGCAGUAGCCUUGAAAGUACAUAAAAGAAUUCAUAACAAUGAAAAACAGCAUUCAUGUUCAUUUGACAAUUGUACUGAAAAUUUUAUCUCUAAAAAACUUCUGAUUAAGCAUGAGCUAAAACAUAGAGAACCGCCUGAAGAACCUACGCCUCGAAUUUUAGAAACAGAAAUUGUACAAGAAUCUACAGCGAAAGAUGAAGGUGAUUCGCAAGAAGUCGAAGAAAAAGUAGAAGAAGGUGGUCCAGAAAAUACAGAAGACAAGCCUAAGCUAAAACCUAAAGUAGAUGUUUAUGAUCUUCCAGAAUUAAACUUAUCAGAAAGCGAUAGUAGUGAUUCCGAAAACGAAGCCCAAAAGUUCACUAAGACAGAAAUUAAAUCGCCUGAAGAAAAAGUGGAGGAAGAGAUUGAUCAAAAAGAAAAAGGCGAAAAAGCGAGUGAAGAAUUUAAAGGAGCGCUCAAUCUAGAAGUACUAGAACAGAGUUCGAGUAAAGAGCCAGAUAAAAUUGAAAUCCAAGAAUCAGCUCCUGUAUUGGAAAAUAUAUGGGAUGAUUUUAAAAAUUAUCAAGCAAAUAAAGAGAAGCUUGAGAAUCUAGUAUCCAAUGUAAACGGGGCUUUAGAUACUAUUGUGACUGAUAAACUCGUAGAAGCAGCGGAAAAUGCAGCAAAAUCAGAUAAGAUUUUGGAAGAAGAACGACAAAGUCACCUACUUUCCAUUAUAAAUCAAGAGCAUGACUAUUGCAUUAUUGAAAAGGUAAAUGAAGAGCAGGUGGAUGAAAAUCAGACAUCAAAUGAAAUUCCUCAAAAUAUGGAUCACGAUUACUGUUCACCAAGAGAACAAAUUACUAUGUCACCAACAAAACCACCACAAGAACCUAAGCCACCAUCACCAAUCGUAACGAAAUCCAAAACAAAACGAGACAGUUCAUCUGAUUCAAGCAGUGGUAGCGAUUCGUCUAGUUGUUCUUGCGGCUCAAACUGUUCCUGUAGUUCUUCUUCUGGAUCUUCAAGUUCAAGUUCAGACAGUUCUGACUCAGACAGCUCAACUUCUGAGGGAAGAAGAAAGCAACAAGCUCGAAGAGAAAAGGCAAAGGAAAAAUCUAAAAAUAAAAAUAAAGAAGCAAAAAACACAACCAAGACUGAUGCACUUGUUGGAGAUGCUCAAACUUCGCCUUCAAAAACCGAACCUCCUAUAGAAGAAUCAGAUUUAGAAACAACAGAGACCGAAACAGAUGAAGAUUUUUAUGAUAAGCAACCACAGAAAAUUGCUAAAGAAUUGCUAGCGAAGAAGAAAGAAAAACUACUUGCUGGUAUAGGGUCGUUUAUAAACGGUUCAAUUUUAGAAUCUAGUAGGCCUUCUACGCCGAGUUUGCCGGAAACAGAAGAAGUUAAAAUCAAGAAAAAAUCCAAAAACAAGAAAAGAAAACGAAAAAAUAAAAAACACGAACAAGAAGUUCGACGCAAUCCUAACAUUCCUAGCACAAGUUAUCCAUUACAUCAGCCACCGACUCUUCCUCCACUAACAUUGACUUUAACACGUAAUUCUCCUCUUACUUUAACUCAUCCUAGUCCAGCAACUCCUCCUUCUUCGUCUGUUCCCACGGGAGAUGUUUCUAGCAUUCCUCCUGCUACAGGUUCUGAUGAUUCUUCAACAAGAGCAUCAAAAAGAAGAAGAGUGCCAAACAAAUUCUAUGGUUAUUCCAGUGAUGAAGAAGAGCAAAAGCGACAACCACCUGUUCUAAAAUGGAGGAAAGCUGACUUACCUUCACAAAGUCCGAAACCUGCUCCUAGUUCUCCGUUGCUUGUUCCUCCAAUAACUAUUAAAACAUCGCAGCCUCCACCGCCAUCUUACGACAGUUUUCCAGGAGGAACACAUUAUGUUACACCUCAGCCUUCGCGCGUGCCACCUUUUAUAAGAAAUUUCACUCCGCCUCAGCCCACAGUGCCAAGUACGCUUAUGCAAGACAAAGAUAGCGCUUCAGACACGAAUGAAAGUACUUCAGAAGAAGAGACUCCUCCGCCCAUCACGGUUUCGCCUCAAAAACAAACUCAACAGCAGGUUCCUCUAUACUGCUACUGUCGGUGUCCGUAUGAUGAAGUGUCGGAAAUGAUCGGUUGUGAUGCUAAUGACUGUGCAAUUGAAUGGUUUCACUUUGAAUGUGUGGGUAUUAUGGUGCCGCCCAAAGGACAGUGGUUUUGUCCAGACUGUAGAAAAAAGAAGCAACAAAAGAAGGAACUGCAAGUUUAGAACUCCUUUAAAAUUGUUGUGUUUGUCAUAAUUUAAUUGACUUUUACUUCUACUUGUUUAGAAAAAGAAAACGAUAAGUACAACAAAGACGUGCAAAAUUGUUUUUUAGUUAAAGUUGGAUAAUGUUUUUCUGGUUUAAAAAAUACCGUUGAGACCUUUUGUUGCUGUCAGCGAUGUUGACCGGCCAUUCGUCUAACGAAUAUUUAUUGAGCAAUUGUUUAAUAAAAAGUAGUAUUGUAGUAUUAUGAUACGUUGAUCGAAGUAGAUAGUGUAUGUAUAGUUGUAAAUAUUGUACUGUAUAUAAAAUCGUGUAUGGAUUUUUUUGGUGAAGACAUUUUGUUACAUUUAUUUUGGCCAUCACAUUGUACUACGAAAACUUGUAAAUAUACAUUACUCUCUUUCCACAAGAAAGUUGAAAUUGUGCAUUGAAAUGAUACCCUAGUUUAGAUCUGAUAUUUUCAGUAUCAAAGUGUAUGUCACUAUAAUAAAAUAUCUAAGCGAA